Molecule: messenger RNA, 663 nt
Organism: Mizuhopecten yessoensis (Yesso scallop)
Lineage: Eukaryota; Metazoa; Mollusca; Bivalvia; Pectinida; Pectinidae
Exons: 2
Coding region: 1-663 (220 amino acids)
Source: RefSeq, a predicted model, not a curated record
AUGAUCGCAUUCGCUGCAUCAGAGAACCUGGCCGAACUUGCAGCCUCCGACGUAACCUUCAGUGACGGCACCUUCUACACCUGUCCUACUAUGUUUCACCAGAUUUACAGCAUCCACGUACAGAUUGAAGGCAUCAUGACCCCAGCUAUUUAUGCACUACUUCCCAGAAAGAUCCAGGCUAUCUACAACCGUUUCUUCACGCUACUACAGGAUCACAUGGAAAACUUACAGAUUCCAUUCCGACCAACAACAGCCUUCGUCGAUUUUGAGGUAGCCGCACACAACGCCAUCCGCAGUGUCGUCCCUGGUAUCAACAUAAAAGGCUGUUUUUUCCAUUACACUCAAUGUAUUUGGCGAAAGGCCCAGUCAACCGGACUCCAGACACUGUACCUUGAGAACGACGACGUCAAACUACUUGUCCGCCAAGCUGCUGUUCUUCCACUCAUCCCCUUAGCCCGCAUAGAAGACGUCUGGUUCCAAACCCUUGAAGAUGCUGAUGAUGCUGAUAUACCACAUCCCAUGCUGCUUUUCAUAGAGUACGUCACAGAGCAAUGGUAUCUUUUAAGAGGGAUGCUAGGGUUUGGAUGUCCCGGGUUCAUCCCUCUGACAUCAUGUAGCCUCACGCAGGAGGCCACUUUUCCCUUCGUUCACUCUCCUCUCUGA